CCGUCCGCCCUGUUCUUUGCUUUUUAGCUUUGGCAGCUUACUCAGAGGAGGUGAAAAGCCUCUUGGGUGUUACUCUCUCCGCGCUAAAGAUACAACAGCUUUGAGAAAGCUUAUACUUGUCUAACCUAUGUUUCAAGUUGCUGCCAGAUCUCAGUGAUUUGAUUCAGAAGAAUUUUGUUCUACAAUCAUGACUGAAGAAAAGAAUCUGGGGGUGUCUCAGACUGCCUUGUCACCUUCAAGAAGUACUAGCAGCUGUUCUUCCAAACAAGGAAGUCGACAGGACAGCUGGGAAAUCAUAGAAGGACUUCGCGGAGUCAUGAGUUGCACUCAGGAACCCCAGAAGCAGGAAGGUUACUUGCUGAAAAAAAGGAAAUGGCCUUUGAAAGGUUGGCAUAAGAGAUGGUUCUUUCUGGACAAAGGGAUUUUGAAAUACGCUAAGAACCCAGCAGAUAUAGAGAAAGGAAAGUUGCAUGGAUGUAUAGAUGUUGGCCUUUCGGUGAUGUCUGUGAAGAAAUCGACUAAAUGUAUAGAUUUGGAUACUGAGGAACACAUUUAUCAUUUGAAGGCAAAAUCUCAGGAAGUAUUUGAUGAAUGGGUAGCAAAACUGCGUCAUCAUAGAAUGUAUCGUCAAAAUGAAAUUUCCAUGUUUCCAUAUGAUAUCAACAAUCAUUUCUUCUCAGCUUCAACAUCUAUUGCAGAUUCAGUAACUGGUCUUUUGGAAUCAACAGCAAACAAAAAGAGAGGCAGCAUGACACAGCAAAAUUUAGUGCAAGCGGGAAGUCCUAUGUCAUUCCCUUGCUUAAAUGAAUCAAGAAUUCCAACUUGUUUGCAGUCAUCUGAAGAUAUGGAAAGAUGUUCAAAAGACCUUUCCCAUUGUCAGAACUAUCUCUUGGAGAUGAGCCAGCUUUUACAAAGCAUGGAAGUUCUCCAUAGGACAUAUUCGGCGCCUGCCAUAAAUAUUCAGCAAGGUCUCCUUUUUGAAAGUCCCAAAAAAGAAAAAAGAACACACAGAAGAUGGCGUUCUAGAGCUCUUGGUAAAGAUGCUAAAGGGAUGUUGCAGGUACCAGCUGUUAUUUCUGCUCCACUAAGGCUGCAUGCUUCAAAUCCUAAUUUAUCUACAUUAGAUUAUGGGGAUGAAAAAAUGUAUUCAAAUGGUUCUGAGGUGACAUCAGAAUUUUCUAAAUUGCAAGAGGACUUGUGUCACAUAGCUCACAAAGUGUACUUUACCUUAAAGUCAGCUUUUAGUACGAUUUCAACAGAAAGAGAGAAGCUGAAGCAGAUGUUUGACCAUGAUUCAGUCGCAUCUCCAUCUGCUCAGAUCAUUGGACUGAAGAAUGCCUUAUCAUCUGCCAUAGCACAAAACACAGAUCUUAAAGAACGGUUAUGCAGAAUACAUGCCGAAUCUAUGCUCCUUGAUUCAGCUGCUAAUACAAAUUCGAGCCCUGAUUUUGUAAAGGAAAAUUCUGAACAUCAAAACAGGAGUCUGGUUCACCAAAUAUCCAAUGAAAGCAGACUAUCAAUAACAGAUUCACUAACCGAAUUUUUUGAUGCACAGGAAGUUCUGUUGUCUGCCAGUUCUUCAGAAAAUGAGGUGUCUGAUGAUGAUUCAUAUGCCAGUGAUAUAAGUGAUAAUAUUUCCGAAGACAACCUAAGUAACGACAUAGAGAAUGAAAGGCAAACACUUGAUUGUGUCCCAGAUAGUAUUGUGGAAUGCCAUUCAAGGCGGAGGACACGUCUACCAGCCUCAUGCCCCAAUACAAGUAACAUCAGCCUCUGGAACAUUCUACGGAAUAAUAUAGGAAAAGAUCUCUCCAAGGUGUCCAUGCCUGUUGGGCUGAAUGAACCUUUGAACACUUUGCAAAAGCUUUGUGAGGAACUGGAAUAUAGUGAAUUGCUGGAUAAGGCAGCAUUUACACCUAAUCCCUUUGAAAGGAUGGUUUAUGUGGCUGCUUUUGCAGUCUCUGCCUAUGCAUCUAGCUACUACAGAGCUGGAAGCAAGCCAUUCAAUCCUGUGCUUGGAGAAACCUAUGAAUGUAUCCGUGAAGAUAAGGGUUUCCAAUUUUUUUCUGAACAGGUCAGUCAUCACCCAGCUAUAUCUGCAUGUCAUGCUGAAUCUGAUAAUUUUAUAUUUUGGCAAGAUAUCAGAUGGAAAAAUAAAUUCUGGGGGAAAUCCAUUGAAAUAGUACCAAUUGGCACAACACAUGUAAUUUUGCCCGAUUUUAAGGACCAUUAUGAAUGGAAUAAAGUAACAUCAUGCAUUCAUAAUAUUUUAAAUGGACAACGAUGGAUAGAACACUAUGGAGAGAUUAUAAUCAAGAAUCUGAACGAUGAUAGCUGUUACUGCAAGCUUACUUUUGUAAAGACUAAAUAUUGGAAUCGCAGUGUUCAUGAUAUUGAAGGCAAUGUUUUGGACAGAAAUGGAAAAGUAGUACAUCGGCUUUUUGGAAAAUGGCAUGAAAAUAUUUAUUGCGGAACACCAUCUUCAACAAACUGCAUCUGGAGAGCAAAUCCAAUGCCUAAAGACUAUGAACAAUGGUAUGGUUUCACACAGUUUGCAUUAGAAUUAAAUGAAUUCGAGUCCAUCAGUAGACCACUGUUACCACCUACUGAUACUCGAUUUAGGCCAGAUCAAAGGUUCUUAGAAGAAGGAAAUAUUGAAGGGGCAGAAAUACAAAAACAAAGAAUUGAAGAGCUGCAGAGAGCACGGAGGAAAGUUCUAGAAGAAAGCAAUAUAGAACAUCUUCCUAGAUUUUUCAGGAAAUCUGCAGAUGACUCUUGGGUAAGCAAUGGAACUUACCUGGAACUUAGAAAAAACCCUGGAUUUUCCAUGCUGGAUAAUCCUGUGUUGUGGUGAAAAAGAAUCGAGUGAAGAGGACUUUAACAAUCAUUUUCUGUUUAUAAGGAAGAAAAUGCUGCAUAUAAUUUUGAUUUUAUAGACUAUUACUUAAGACUUUGGCAUGCAUGUAUAUUUACUUUAUUCUGUUUCUCUUCUAUUUCAAAAUUAUUAUUUUUUCAAAGUUAUAAAAACCAAUUUUCUUUAUACAUGAAUCAAUGAUUAUUGAAUGUUAUUUUUAAAUGGAGACAAAAGAGAGAUUAACACUAUUUUUCCAAAGGAUGAUGCAAGUAAGAUUUAAUGCCUUAUAAAGUUGUGUGACAAAUAUUAUGAGUCAGUAGCAUUUACAAGCAAAUAGCUGGCAUUGAUUGCUCAGCAAGGCAGUACCAAAGCUGCUGUUUAUUUAUUAUGUCUGUUGUUUGAAUUUAAACACUGGACUAUUUUUCAACAAAUUCGGUACCUUAACAUUGUAUCUAAUUUAAAAAAAAAUCAAAGAAAUAAUAUGAGUGGUAGUAGUAUUAGUAAUUUACUGCCUUAUAAAAAAGAUAAAGAACUUUGGGAAGUUCUCUUAUCACUUGGUGAAAUGAACUGAAAACUUUUGAAGAAUUGAAGAGUUUAGCAGAACUUUAACAGAAGAGAUUCCAAGAAAAUUGUGUACCAAUUUUUUUCAUAGGAUAUAUAUGGAUAAUGCUGUAUAGAAAGCUGCUGCAACUCCUUUGAAAGAGAUACUUUAAAAAGCAUACAAAGCAUCUCUUUAGAGUAGUUGUGUCUUUUUUUCUUCUUGGCUUGUGUGGCUGCUUUGGGAAGUUGUUUGAAACUGCCUUCAUAUGUGCAUGGAUGCACAGACAUUUUACUUCAUAUGGAGAGAGCCAUGUAAGUGUGGAAAAAGGCAUGGCUGCUUGAGUUAUUUAUCAGUACUUUCUACACACACAAACACACACACACACCCUUCUGAAAGUCUUAAAACUCUAAAAACAUAGAAAAAUACCUCCUCCAUUCAAUCCCAUUCCUUGAUUUUCUUAUUAUGCUACUAGGCAGACUCCUGUGACUUUCCAGAAGCUCGGGAGCAAACGAUGCUCCUAUCUAAUCUAGUACAUGGGUAAAAAUGACCAAAUGAAAUAAUCUGAUCUAAGUACUGACAGAACUUUUUCGUUUCACUCUGUAGACUUUUCUCUUUAAAAAGUAAUUAAGACAACAUAAAAAUCCUUCAUUUUAACAAUUUGCAAAGCAAUUAUGUUAAAAGACAAAUGUUUUUCUAAUACAAUAUUUUGGUAUUUUCUACCUCUUCUAAACAGCUUGUUUAAUUUCUUGUAUUUUAAAAAAAGAAGACCAUCUGCCUUAGAUAAACAUUUGACAAUAUAUGACCUUGCUUUAAAUCUAGUAUUGGGUGAUUAUUUGUCUUGUACUAAAUGGUUACAUGUUUUCCAGUAUCUUGGUUUAUAUUGUAAUAUGUUCACUAGCAGACUUAGCCAAUAUCAGAAAUAAACAAAAACAGCAUUUUGGAAUAAAAUUGACCACCUUUUGUUUAUUACAUUAAUUUUAUUUUAGUAUCAUACAUGAUAUUUUAAAAAUUACUGUCCCGACCCUGACUUUUUGUAUAAGCUUCAACAUUUUGUAGCUUGCAAACCAAGGGAUAAUGUUGGCAUACAGUGCUGAAUACUUUUAUUAGCAAAAUAUUUAUUACAAUUUAUAAAUAUGGAGGAUAAAUCCAUUGGUUUCAAAUAAUGCACAGAAAAUUACUUCAUUGCCCCAAACCAUUUCUAUGGAACACCUAGCUCGGGGCAAAUGUCUCAGCCUUAAUAUUUGGAGAAACAAAUAGAUUACUUGGUUUGGAUCAGGACAUUAGGAGAGUUUCUUGCAUUAGUGUUUAUUAUACACGUAGUCCUCAAUUUACGACUAAAAUUGAACCUAAAAUUUCUGUUGCUGAGUCAGAAGUUGUUAAGUUAAUUUUGCCUCGUUUUACGACCUUUCUUGCCAGAGCUGUUAAGUGAAUCAUUGUAGUUGUUGAGAUAUCCUGUUUCCCCCAAAAUAAGAUAUCCCCCGAUAAUAAGCUCAAUCGGGCUGUUGAGUGCAUGGCAAUAAGGCCAAGUGCUUAUUUCAGGGUUCAAAAAAAUAUAAGACAGGGUCUUAUUUUGGGGAAAACACAGUAGUUAUUAAGUGAAUCUGACUUCCCCAUUGACUGCUUGUCAGAAGUCACAAAAGGUAAUCACAUGAUUCCAGGACACUGCAACUGUCAUAAAUAUUAUGAGCCCGUUAUUAAGUGUCUGAAUUUUGAUUAUGUGACCAGGGGAUGCUGCAGUCAUUACUAACUGAACAACUGCAGUGAUUCACUUAAAUGUGGCAAGAAAGAUCAUAAAAUGGGGCAACAUUCACUUAACCAAUGUCUUAUUUAGCAAUAGAAAUUAUGGCUCGAUUCUAAUCCGAAAUCGAAGACUAAUUGUAGAUCAUCAUCUGAAAACAAUCAGCUCAUUGUAAAAAUCCCAUGAGUCCUAAAUGGUACAGCAUUGCAAAAAUUUCAUUAAAUCAUUUUUAUCAUGAAAUGGAAAAACAAGGGAUCGUUUUCUUUUUCUCUUUUUCCACAUUUGCAACGCCUUUAUUUUAGAUUAUUAAAAUGGAAUAUACAGGAAGUAUGGGAGGAGUGCAAGCACCUGCUGUAACCUGAGAAAUUUGGAACCUUGACAUAGCCAGUACACAGAUCACCUGAACUUAGACUUUUAGAACAAGCAUUUCUCCUUCCUAUCAAUGAAGUACCCCAUGAAGCUUCUCUUAAAUAUCUGUCCAAGAAGCUAAGAUAGAAUUGUUCUGCCUACACAUACACAUUCUCUGCCUGCCUUCACACAUUCAUUCAUCUUUUUACAUUAAUUCAUAAAGUGUUUUAACAAUAUUUUGACUUUCAGUUCUGUAUUUCAUAUUAUGUGGUUAUGAUGCUUUUCAAAAAGUGAUUAAAAUUCCCUGCAGCAUUCUUUGGGAUCAGUAGUUCUAAAGUAUAUUAAUUCUUAUAAAUAUUUAUUUUUUUUAAAGUUUCCAAACAACCUUCUCCCACAUUUGGACAAGCUUACUGCAUAUAUUUUUAUCAUAUUUUCUUCAAUUUACAUCAUUUUUGUAUUCUAUUCAGCUAAGAAUUUCACUAUUUACUUAGAUUUUUAAUGAAUGGAAUGGGGAAAUUUAUGCUAUAGCUAGAGUCAGAAGCAAUGCUUUCCUCUUGAUUUCCAAGCUCAAUUUAUGAGAAAAGAAGAUGGAUUUUAAACGAUAUAAUGAUAAAAUAUGAAAGGGUCUUAGGGCAUUUUAUUUAGAUAUAUCCACUGGCUAUAGGAGCCAAGCAGAAGCAAUCAAGCAGCUCAUUUACAAUAAAAUUUAAUUGUCAGAAAUUCUGGUUUCCUCUGAUAUGCAUUUCUCCAGUAAUUUAGCUUUAACACAGAGACACAGAACCUCCAAUUGUAUACAUUAUACUUACAAUGGAAAGUAUCAGAUCAGAGCCAAUUCUGCCACAAUUUUUAUGGCAGUCAUUAAAGAAUCACUUGGCUGUUAAAAAAAAAUCCAGCAUCCCAAAUAGGAGGUUUUUUUGCCAGAAAUCUGCAAAAAAUCAGAAUCAUAUGACUGCAGGAUUUAGCAACUUGUUAUAAAUGUGAGCUGCCUGCCAAAUGCCUAAAGUGCAAUUAUGUGGCCUCAGAGGAGAUAAUGAUAGUCAUAAGUGUGAACAUUGGUAAUAAAUCAUUUUUUCCAAGGCUGUUAUACCUUUGAAUUAUCAUUAAAUGAACAGACAUAAAUGAAGGAUGUAAUGGUCAUUCACAUUGGUAAUCUUUUAAAGUAUUUUUAGUGGUAGAAAGAACCUAAUUAAUGCAAAUAAUGGUUUAAAAACAUGUUACAUCACCAUAAUACCCUACUAGCCCUUCAGGUUUUGCAAGACAAAUGCUUAAAACAUUGUGGUGCAAGACCAUAUAUACUGCCUCUGCUCAUAUUCCUAAAUUUCAAAUGUCCAGCUCUGUGUUCUGAAUAAUCACGAUUUUAAUAUUCAUUUCUAAUGUAUGUAAUUUGUGGGCACCAAAAGGGAGGAAAAUUCUCUGAGAAUUGAUAAUAUUUCAUAUAUAUAUAUUAAAAUAUUACUGAGUAAAUAAGCAGGUGGAAGGUUUGUCUAGUAUCUGACAAUUUUGCACUGAGAUUAUCAGCAAUUUUCUUUUUGAUGGCAGUAAUCCAGAUACUCUUAUAACAUUGGUACAGAAAUAACUCAUGCAUAAAUUCAGUUUCAACUACUGAAAGUAUGCGUUCAACUACUUUAUUGGCUAUAAACUACAGCAAUGGAAAAUUCAUGUCUCUAUAAUCUCUUAAGGACCUGCAGGCCACACACAUAUGUGGAUCAGGGACAUAGGUUGCCGUCCAUGUUGCAAGUAUAAGUAGUGCUUUCUUUUUAAGUAUGCAACUGCUAAUCUAAAAUUAAAAUGUGGAAAUAUAACAUAAUAUUAUACAAAUACUUGAAACAUUCGCAAAUACAAAUUUUGAAAAGGAAAAAUUAGUUCUAAAACAUGAAAAACUGAAAUUUUGAUUUGAUCUUAAAAUUAUGAGACAUUGCAAUAUGAAAUUCAAGUUGGAUUCUCAGAAGCUGGAGAAACUAGAUUCUCAAUUUUCUGAAGUUCAGAAAUCUUGAAGUACGACAUUUGAGAUAUCCAUUUUGGUUCAAUAAUUUAAAAUUCAAAGAAACUGUUGGUAGAACAUUUCAUAUUACUGGGACCACAAUGAAAAAGAAAAUCGUAAAAGGCAUAACUAUACUUUCUUAACCAGACCAUGGAUCUGCAAGCAGCAUUUAAGAUGUUUGUAUGUUCAGUGUGGCUCAUUUGGGAGAAUAAAAUUAUUAUCUAUGCUUGCAGGCUACUAGUUGACAUAUUUAAAUUUACAAAACUGCAGAUUUGAAAAAUUAGUUCACUUGAAAUUUAGAAAUAGUUCAAUGUUCCAAUACAUCAAUUUUUAAUAUUUUGGCCAUUGUAGCAUUUAUUAGAUGUACUUUAUAUCCACUCAUACCAGUGAUUCCUGCAUAUUGUUGCCAAUUACUUGUGAUUGAGUUUGUAGUGGUUAUUCCAAUUUUUAAUAAAUACUGAAGACAUGAUCUAAAAUGAAUUCUAUUAAAUAAUUGUUUAAACUGAGAGGCUGGAUGAAAAAUCUAAAACAAUACAAUUUUGCAAAAACAAAAUAAGGGUCUAUAUGGUGGUAACGUAAGCUUGAUCCUACAUUCAGAUCAUGCCAAAUAGCAUUCCCAGAUCUAAAUGUGUCUUUCCUUUUUAUGCUUCUCCUUUUAGCCGAUAUUUUUUAAAAUCUAGAACACAUAGGGACAUUCCUAAGUUUGCUGCAGAGAAGAACCCACUCCCCUGACUCUCAUGUCACUAUCAACAACCUGGUGCUUGCAUGCAACAAGCAGAGAAAAAAUUCAGUUCAGGCUGUUUUUUUCCAAAAAAAUCCCCCCCCCCCAAAAAAACCUUGAAAACAGGCCGAAAAGUGUUGUAAAUGGGCUGGGGGG
This is a messenger RNA of Ahaetulla prasina, 8339 nucleotides long. It is a transcript of the gene OSBPL3, whose product is annotated as oxysterol binding protein like 3. The transcript is spliced from 23 exons. The record is from RefSeq and is a predicted model, not a curated record. NCBI's taxonomy places the organism in Eukaryota, Metazoa, Chordata, Lepidosauria, Squamata, Colubridae. The coding region runs from base 188 to 2854 and encodes 888 amino acids. Gene Ontology annotation, molecular function: cholesterol binding. Gene Ontology annotation, cellular component: perinuclear endoplasmic reticulum; intracellular membrane-bounded organelle; cytosol.